Messenger RNA from Oxyura jamaicensis (ruddy duck), 603 nucleotides. RefSeq names its product transmembrane protein 198-like. NCBI's taxonomy places the organism in Eukaryota, Metazoa, Chordata, Aves, Anseriformes, Anatidae. Gene Ontology annotation, cellular component: plasma membrane; vesicle membrane. The record is from RefSeq and is a predicted model, not a curated record. The annotation marks the transcript as partial. The transcript has a single exon.
GCAGGCUACCGCUGCUUCAAGGCCAUCAUGUUCCUCUCGGGGCUGCUGUUGGGCUCCGCCGUCAUCUUCGCGCUGUGCUACAAGGAGCGGGUGCUGGAGACGCAGCUGAGCCUGGAGGUGAGCGCGGGCAUCGCGCUGGGCAUCGGCGCGCUCUGCGGGCUGGUGACCGCGCUGGUGCGCAGCGUGGGGCUCUUCACCACCGGGCUGCUGCUGGGGCUGCUGCUGGCCACGGCCGCGCUGGUGGCCACGGCGCCGCUGCUGCAGCCGCAGAGCCCCUGGGUGCCGGCGGGCAGCCUGCUGGGGCUGGCGCUGCUCUGCGCCCUCCUGGCCCUGCACUGGCAGAAGCCGCUGACCGUGCUGGCCACGGCCGUGUUCGGGGCGGCCGUCGUGGCGGUCUGCGUGGAUUACCUGGUGGAGACGCUGGCCCUGGUGCUCUACGUCUACGACCGGCUGCGGUUGGCGCCGCCGGCGCCGCUGUGCUGGUACAGCUGGGCCGUGCUGGGCGCCUGGCCCGCGCUCAGCGUCCUCGGGGUCCUGCUGCAGUGGAAGCUGACGGCCGAAGGCUUCUCCCACACCGACGGUGAGGGGGGGCGGGGGGGCUGA